UUUACCAAAGCGUUCCAGCUUCGUUACCAUGUAAAACAGAACGCAUUAAAGUGAUACAAAAAAAAAAAAAAGAAAUAGAAAUAUUAAUCAUAACAUUUUAGUAAUCAAUCAAGCGUAUAUCAAUUGUGCAAUGCAAAUACUAAUCACAAACUAACACGCUGUGCAUUUAAAAGCUAAUCGCAAAAUGCUUAGCUAGGAGUUGGUGAAACACUGCCGCUGAAGUGCGAUUUUUUGGUGUGGCCUUCUUAAUCGAUUCCAGUUUUGCCUGUCCCAAAACCGAAAACAAAGCAAAAUAUUUAUUCAUCGCACAAGGGCAGGACAACACAUUAGACUUAGGAGCGCUAGCUGGAACGGGAACGGGUAACAGGAUCAAAUCAACUAGCAUAUAUGCUUAUAUGCAUACGUGUGCGUGUGUAUGUAUAUGUUUAUUGACAAUGUUAAAUACAAUUGGAAACAAUGUGCUGUGCUUUACCUACAGUUUACAGCAGGUGCAUAUUAAACAGUCAACGACAACAACAAAUUACAAAUGACCAAAACGAGGAGUCGCUGCAACGGAAAAGCAAUAAUUAGCAACCAAACAAAUUAUUACAAUAAUAAUAACGACGACGACGACAACAACUUCAACUCAAUCACAGGAUACUUCCAACAAUUGUAGCCAAAAUUCUACGAAUACGUGAUUAUCGUUAUAUAUAUACGUACUGCUUGCCGAUACUGUUGGUCAUGUACUCCGAACCCUACGAUACCGAUGAGCUGGAUGCGAUAGUCGAUGUGGUCGGUUUACGAUCACAGUCGAGGCUCAACACGUUCCGUGAGAUGUGGUAUCAUAUCUUUCUGUGGGCACUCUUCUCAUCCAUAUUUAUACAUACCUGUGCCGCCUUGGUUGCCUUUGUGACGCUCCGGCGCCACAAAUUCGGACGCUUCUUUUCCAUACUGAUUCUGGUGAUGGGCUUCGUCUCGCCCGCUAGCAGCGGGAUCAUUAGCAGCGCCGUCAUAGCAUUCGUCCACGUCGCUUCCAGUUUGCCCAUGUCACCGAUCUACGCGCUCUUCUGGGGCGUCGGACAGACCAUAUUCUCGGCCUGCUUGGGCUUCUUUCGCAUUCUGGCCACGCUCUAGACAGAGUUGCGAACGGACUGACUACUAUCUAGCAUAUGGCACCGCAAAUCCUGCCCAUCCUCAAAUUCUGUUUUCUUUUUUUAUUAUUUAUGUGAAUUUAGCUCUUAAUGCUAAUAAUUAUUUACUUAUAUAUAUGUAUAUUUAAUAUGUAUUUCUAGUUCGCAUUCAAUAUCUUCAUAAUCCAGUU
Molecule: messenger RNA, 1300 nt
Organism: Drosophila navojoa
Lineage: Eukaryota; Metazoa; Arthropoda; Insecta; Diptera; Drosophilidae
Product: transmembrane protein 170A
Source: RefSeq, a predicted model, not a curated record